Durio zibethinus is the source of this 1920-nucleotide messenger RNA. RefSeq names its product dimethylnonatriene synthase-like. NCBI's taxonomy places the organism in Eukaryota, Viridiplantae, Streptophyta, Magnoliopsida, Malvales, Malvaceae. Gene Ontology annotation, biological process: terpene biosynthetic process. The record is from RefSeq and is a predicted model, not a curated record. Gene Ontology annotation, molecular function: monooxygenase activity; heme binding; iron ion binding.
AGACAAUAAUACUAGUUUGAACAUAUAUAGAACUUGAAUUCCAAUCUCCCAUGAUCACCAUGGAUCUUUAUACUUUUAUCCAACUAAUUGAAGGGGUCUUAGCUUUCCUGCUGGUUCUAUAUGUUUUCUCGAGAAAUAUAUCAAAAUAUUCUAAGAAAAGUUGUAUCCCCGAACCAUCUGGCUCAUGGCCACUAAUUGGUCACCUCCAUCUCCUAGGUGGGAAAGAAACACUAUGCAAGAAGCUAGGAGCUAUGGCUGACAAAUAUGGCCCACUCUACUCACUCAAGCUCGGUAGCCGUCGAGUGUUGGUGGUGAGCAGUUGGGAAAUUGCCAAGGAUUGCUUGAUCAACAAUGACAGAACACUGGCUACGCGAGCAAAUAUCGCAGCUGGGAGGCAUAUAGGCUACAACAACGCCAUUUUGGCACUUGCCCCAUACGGAGAAUAUUGGCGUAAUAUCCGCAAGAUUGCCACGAUUGAGCUUCUUUCAAGCCAUCGUCUUGAGAAGCUGAAGCACAUUCGUUUCUCCGAAAUGGACUUGUUUAUCAAAGAGUUGUUCGGACUUUGUGCACAAAAUAGAGCUGAUAAUUGCGCCCAAGUGACUAUGAACGAGGUGUUGGAACGCUUGACUUUCAACAUAAACCUAAGGAUGCUCGUUGGAAAGCGAUUUUCUAGUAGCACUUACGCUCAAGUAAAUAGUGAGCCAUGGCGGUACGAAAAAGCCAUAAAACAAGCUGUGUAUCUCUUCGGGAUUUUCGUCUUGGCAGAUGCUCUGCCGUACCUUGAAUGGAUGGAUAUUCAAGGGCAUGUGCGUUCCAUGAAGAAGACAGCAAAGGAACUUAACUCGGUAAUCAGUGUUUGGCUGGAGGACCAUCUUAGGAGAAAAAAGGAGAGCCAGAGUACCUGUGAAAGUGACUUCAUGGACGUGAUGUUAGCGAACUUGCCAGAGGACGCUGUAAUUUCAGGGCAUACCCGCGAUACUAUUGUGAAGGCAACAACCUUGAUUCUUACCCUGACUGGAGGAGAAAGCACAUCUGUGACAAUAACGUGGGUACUCUCUUUACUAUUGAAUCAUCCAAGCGUGCUAAAGGCAGCACAAGAAGAGUUGGACCUCCACGUUGGAAGAGAUAGGUGGGUUGAAGAAUCAGAUAUUAAGAACCUGAAAUACCUACAAGCCAUUGUCAAGGAAACUCUGCGCUUGUACCCACCAGGUCCCAUAACUGGAAUCCGUGAGGCCACGGAAGAUUGUUGCAUUGCUGGGUAUCAUGUCCCUAAGGGCACCCGUUUGAUCAUCAACCUUUGGAAAUUGCAGCGAGACCCAAGAGUUUGGGAAAACCCCGGCGAGUUCCAACCGGAAAGGUUUAUGACAACUCAUGCUCAUUUUGAUGUUAGGGGUCAAAAUUUCGAGUUCAUUCCAUUUAGCUCCGGUAGAAGAUCAUGCCCUGCAAUAACCUUCGGCUUGCAAGUUGUUCACUUGACACUGGGGAAACUGCUUCAGGGAUUUGACAUUAGAACACCGGAUGGCAAGUCAGUGGACAUGGCCGAAGGCUUGGGCCUUGCCUUGCCCAAGCUGAAUCCUCUUGAAGUUGUCCUCACCCCACGCCUUUCGGAGGAGUUUUAUAAGUGCCUUUAAGGCAUAAUAAAUUUGAGAUUUAGAACGUUGAUAAUUAAUAAUCAAGGGCCUUUGCUUAGUGGUCGUAUCCCACCCUUUUAAUGGAUUGGGUAUCUAUAUAUCAGGCCUAUAAUACAAUCUUUAUGUUCUACUCCCAAAGGGGUGAUAUACCCUUAGCUCUAAUUUGUGUAAGGGAAAAAAUAAAUUUUAAAUUAAUAGAGGAUAUGAAUCCUUACUAUUAAAAAUAAUAUGAACCCUUUAUUAAUGGUUUCUAUGGAUGGAAUUUCAUAAUUAGAUUUUUAAAAAAUUG